ACUGUCACAAGUGUGUGUUUACAAAACAGGCAACAAUAAUAUUUUUAAUUUAGACUUCAUAAUUUUUCUAAUGAAUUAAUAUUAUUUGAACAGAAAUCACCCUAUAUUCGGGAACAAGAUGGGUGAAGACGAUCCUUAUGCAGCUGCAGCUAAAGGAAAACUCAUAUUGAAGAGUGAUACAUCAAUAAAGAAAAAAAAGAAAAAGAAGGACAAAAAACUCAUUGAACAAGUUAAGAAAACGAUAGAAACAGAAGAGCCCGAACAGACAAAUUCCAGUAAGCAAACUAAAACUAAGGCGGAAUUAGCCUUCUUACAACAGCAGGAAAAAAUGAAAACGAAAAGGAUUCUAGAAAAGGCGUCACAAACUCACAAGGAAAGGGUAGAGAAAUUUAACCAACAUUUGGACAGUCUCACUGAACAUUUCGACAUUCCUAAAGUAUCAUGGACAAAAUAAUUACUCAUGAUUAUUGCCCUGUAUAAAAUAUUUAAGAUUGACUUAUAGAUAGGUACAUAUGUACAAAAAUUUCUUAAUUCAGUUUAAUAUUUGCUCUGUGAAGGAAACUGUUUGGGAAAUGAGAAGAAGGAAACAUAUUAAUAACUUUGACACAAAUCCCUCCCACUAUGCCACUCGCCAAAUCAGCUUCAUCAAGCUACCACGUCCGGCAACAAAUCCUAUCAGAUUCUCUGAUUUACAAUGGCUGCAAAAUGUACAACCACCUCCCAAUAGAAAUUAGGAGAAAUCAGCUUGCUUGACAACUUCCGGAAGAGAGUAAAACGUCUACUAUUGGAUCGUCCUACUACAAUGUUACUGAGUUUUUUAACGACGACCUUCAGCGGACUCACUUAUGCAUUGGCUUAUUCCUGACUAUUUCUAUAAAAUUUUUAACUAUUUGUUGUAAUUUGCUGAUGGGUAUCAGAACCACUCAUUACUACUUAUAAUUAUUAGUAUUUCUAAAGUUUUGAGUAUAAUUAGCAUUAGUGGAAUUUGUAUGCAGGCUUAUUCCUGUUUACCUUCUAUGUAGAUUAUAUUCCUUUUUUAAACUGAUUACGUCUCUUGUAGACUCUUACCUGUUGAUGUUACUAUUGUUUAUUGUUUUUACUAUUGUUCAUUUUGAGACUUAAGGUUAACUCAAAGUAACAAGCUUUGUCAAUGAGAAUAAGUUAUUUGGACAAUGAAGCAUAUUUCUUCUUCUUCAAAAUGUCACUUUUCAUAAGUUACUAAAAAAUUCUUCACCAUCGAUAAUAUGCAUAGAUUGCGGGGAAAAAUAUGUCAUCCAUCGCUCUAAGUGCUGCGAAUAUUUUCCUGGAUUAAGACAUCUGAAAAUUAGAAGCUAUGCAAUAUCGUUCAAUCAACAUAGCAAGACAACUAGCAGG
Molecule: messenger RNA, 1374 nt
Organism: Phaedon cochleariae (mustard beetle)
Lineage: Eukaryota; Metazoa; Arthropoda; Insecta; Coleoptera; Chrysomelidae
Source: the annotation of a GenBank genome assembly